Symsagittifera roscoffensis is the source of this 3472-nucleotide messenger RNA. Its product is annotated as myosin IA heavy chain-like. Gene Ontology annotation, cellular component: actin cytoskeleton; vesicle; cytoplasm. Lineage: Eukaryota; Metazoa; Xenacoelomorpha; Acoela; Convolutidae. Gene Ontology annotation, molecular function: ATP binding; actin filament binding; cytoskeletal motor activity. Bases 278 to 3394 code for a protein of 1038 amino acids. Gene Ontology annotation, biological process: vesicle transport along actin filament; actin filament organization. The record is from RefSeq and is a predicted model, not a curated record. The transcript has 4 exons.
GUUUUUAUGUACCAUAACCACUAAAUUACGGCUUCUUAACUACAAUUGUUCAAUUAUUCUCAGUGGUUUUUUCUGUUAGCUUAGAGCUCACGACAAGAGCUUUGUCGAGUCUCUCAAAAUUUGUUAAAAACCUUUUGUCAUUUUCAGACCAACUCUGUGCCAAUGCAAUUUUCACUACUUAAUUAUUAUGAAUUAAUUUAUUGCCAACGGUUUUUAGCUCAGUAUUGAAUAAAUUUUAAAUUGAAAAAUCAAAACUAAUUAACUUAUUAUCAUUCGAAUGGCACAAAAAAUGAACAGCGAACUUGCGAGAUUACAAAAAAUUGAGAACGAUUUGACUUUUCUCAGCCAGAAUUCAAAAGAUGGAAAUACUCGGAAUUCGAUGUUUCCAAUUUUAGAAGACUUAAAAAUGUUAAUUAACGAAACUUACUUUGAAAAAUGGACGAGCCAAAACGUACCUGAAUUUUUUAUGGGCAACAACUCUGAGCAACGGCUUUCGUCGCCGACCCGUCAAGAUUCAAGCGAUAUUCGAAGCUCAAUCGAAAUUCUUGUCUCUUUUUACCAAAAUUUCCAGCUUUAUUCGACCAUCGGACCCAAUUUAAUCAGUUUGUUGAGUCCAUCACGCGACCAUUUGGAAAACGCGUCAUCGGUCAGUCGGAACAAGAAGUGUGAUUUAGCCCUGAGUAAUCUAGCUAGCCGAUUGAUAACUUUGCAGAAAGAGCAAGGAACACCUCAAGUGGCAAUAAUGAGUGGUCUAUCUGGCAGUGGGAAAAGUUUCAAUGCAAUUCAGUUGGUGCGAUGCAUACUUCAAACUGCCGAUGGAUCAAGUGAUGAAAUUCAACAGGGGAGCAAAUUGGAGAAAGUGAAAGCAUAUCAUCAGUGUAUAACGUUGCUAACCACUUGCUCUUCAAUGGAAAGUGACAACUCAACAAAGCUCGGAACCUUCUACGAAAUCCAACUGGGAAGCGACAACGCAGUAUCCCAGGUCAAGUUUCACCACGUGUUUCUCAACCAGAAACGAUUGGUUGAAACUCCAGUGAAUGAGACAAACUACCAUAUUUUCUACGCAAUUUUAGCCGGUUUAACCGAUGAUCAACUCAUUGCACUGAAAAUACCGACACGCGAUUCCUGUUUCUUUCGAUACCUUUCAAGCGACCUGAUUGGCUCACCGAAGCACACGUUUGAACAGUAUCAGAAAAGGUACCAAAUAUGGGCAAAAGCCUUGGAGUGCAUGAGCAUAAACGAAUUAGACAUUCUAAAAGUCCUAGCUGCUAUCAUGCUUCUGGGAAAUAUUCCAGACAGUCAAAAAAUUUCCUCACUUAGGUCGAAUAAUGGAAUUGAUAUAUCUUUCGAUCAAUACGUUGAGGCUGUCUCGCAGCUUUUAGGAGUUCAAAAAUUUUUCCUGUUGUCGAGUUUAACCAAUAAUACUUAUUCGGAUCCAAAUCGGGGUUCUCAGUUCGGCAGAUUCGGGGAACGUAGCUUUGAUCCUGAAAGUCUGAAACAGACUUGUGACAGUUUGGCCCAGGCACUGUAUACCAGAGUAGUGCUUUCAUUGAUCAAACGAGGAAACAGUCUCAAUAAAUAUGCAGAUGAAAAGCAAAAACUUUCACUUAGUGAAAGCAUUUCAAAGUCGCCGAAAUGGGGCCACUCAAACUUCGGCAACUUCGGAUUUCCGAAACAACCGGACAGACUUGCUGGGAGUUUCCAGCGAACCCUGUCUUUUCAAAGUACCCAACUCCCGCUGAACCAGGACGGAAACUUUGUGGGAGUCUUGGACUUAUUUGGUCCAAAAGCGCCAGCCGAGGGAAGCCAGUACUUGAAUCGACUGGAAAAUUUAUGUGUGAACCUAUGCGCGGAAACAAUUGAGUACUUCUUUAAAACUCACGCCUUCAAAAACAUCAUCGAACAGCACAAAGCGGAGCUGAACGAGCCAAUCAGAAUCGAGUAUUUAGACAACGGUCCGGUGGUGGACCUUAUCUCAAGUCAAAAGUCGGGGAUUUUAGCAGUUUUUGACAGAACUGUGAGUGAAAAAACAAAACCUCUGACAAAUAUUACUUUUUCUUUUGAAGAUAACCCGGGUUAUGAAGCAAGCCAUGAUGGGACUACUUUCACGAUAGAGCAUUAUUCAGAAAGAGUGACUUACAAUGUAGACGCAAUCCGAGCGGAUUUGGAGCCGAAAAUUUCACGUGACAUGGUGUCUAUGUUCAGCUCGUCCAACUGCAGUUUCCAGUUUGCGUCUCACUUGUUUUCGAAUGAGCUGAAAAUAGUGGCGCACACAUCCGAAAACGAAAAUCAGUGGUUUCGACUGACUCCAGUGUCUGGCUCAGAAGUUAUAGAAGGUCAAUGUUUGUCUUACUGUCAGGAUUUUCACUUCAAACUAGACUCCCUUCUCAAAGUCCUCGUCAGGUCCAAACCCACCUUCGUGCGGUGCAUAAAACCCGACAUAAACUCCUAUUCGUCGUCAUUCAACGAUCCAUUCGUAGCCGAGCAAUGUUUCCACAUGCGAAUUCCUCAACUAGUCAACACAGUCAAAAAUCACCUUAUUCACAAAAUGAGGUACAAAAAUUUUGUGAAAAAGUUUGAACAAUUUUUGUCCGAUGAAAGUUCAAAAAGGUUCACAUCGGUUGAAGAAAAAGCCAGUGUUAUAAUGACUUUGGUUGAGCGAUCGCUUCCAAAAGUUUCACAAAACCCAAUAAAAUGCGCUUCAAAACGAAAGUACGUUUUCUUUUCCGAUGGUUUUUUACGUCAAGCCGAGUUUUGCUGCGCCAACCAAAUCAAAAGCACUUCAAAUACUUUGCUUACAAAGCCAGUUAACAUUCAACCGGUUGCUAAAAAUACGGCAAUAGUUGAGCCUCAAUACAGGAAUUCGAAAAAAGAGACCUUUAUUUCCGUUACUGCAAAGCCAACUGUAAUCCCAAGACACACGAGAAUUUCGACAACUUCGAGCUGGGAAGAAAAACCCUCUUUGCCGUAUCAGAAAACUCAAAAGGAUCAAAACGAAGCUCGCAUCUCAUUCAAAAGUAAAAGUAGGUUUGAGCAAGUUAGCAAAGUGAGUAAUAUUUUGGGAGCCUACUAUAGACCUCAGUUGCCGAAAAAUCGAAGUUACGCAAUAGUUCUCAACGGAAGUAGAAAAGUGAACUACCCUCACUUGCGAAUCAUGACCGAAAACUUCCCUUCGUCUGCUAAUUUUUCAAUCAAUGAGAACCGACUAGGCGGCUCCGCGCCAAUCACAAACCCAGGUGAAUACUUUUUGUUCGCACGCGGAAAUUUGCUGUUUAAGGGGGAAAACGUGGAGUCGGUUGGGCCAGGCGAUGGACCUUCAAGGCAGGGUCGAAUUACUGUGAUGAAAGAUGGAUCGGUACACCAUAUUCCUCUUACGGCUUCCGAACCCAUUUAAAGUCUAAUCAGCUUUCAAUUUGUAUUCUCGACAAAACAGCUUUUUUAUAUUGUACAAUUAAGUGCAAUUUAUUUUUAU